Molecule: messenger RNA, 3872 nt
Organism: Cladocopium goreaui
Lineage: Eukaryota; Dinophyceae; Suessiales; Symbiodiniaceae
Source: the annotation of a GenBank genome assembly
AUGAAGUCCUGUGCGCUUUCUUUUUUUCGUUUAUUCUGCGUUUUUUUUCUCAACAAUCCAUUGCUCAAGUCGACUGGACUGUACUGCACGAGCAGCAUCAUCCCUCACACAGGCAAAUUUGAAAACACGAUGGGCAGAGUCCACGAGAUCAUUGUCGAGAACUUCAAGUCGUACCAGGGCAAGGUGAAAAUCGGACCUUUCAGGAAGUUCACUUGCAUCAUCGGGCCCAACGGCGCUGGCAAGUCGAAUCUCAUGGAUGCCAUCAGUUUUGUACUUGGCGUGCAGGCGCGGCAGCUCCGGGGAGAACGUGCACGUGACUUGGUCUACCGCACAGAGAAAGAGGAUCCAAAAAAGAAUCAGCGUACCGCAUAUGUGGAGCUUACCUACGUGGAUGACCAAGCUGACGGCGAGCAGGUACUCGUGUUCCGUCGCACCAUUUCUCGCACUGGCGAAGCAAAGUUCCAGGUCAACAAUGCUACGGUCUCUCAAGCAGAGUACCAAAAGCGAUUGGAAGGAAUCAACAUUCUGUCCAAGGUGAGGAACUUCUUGGUGUUCCAAGGAGACGUGGAAGCGACUGCACAACGCCAGGGCAAGGAGCUGACAGCUUUCUUCGAGCAAAUAUCUGGAUCAGAGGCAUUCCGUCAGGAAUAUGAAAGCCUAUCUGCGGACAAGACGAAGCUUGAAGAACAAGCCAGAUACUUGUUUGCAAAGAAGCGCAACGCCAUGAACGAGCGCAAGCGAAUUUCACAUCAAAAGGAAGAGGCUGAUGAGUACAGGCAUCUCAAGACGGUCAGACAGGACAUGCAGCGGGAGUACACACUGUUUCGAUUGCAUGGCGUUUUCUCUCUGCUAGAGUGUGCCUCCAACGCUCGCUCUGUGGCUGUGAAGGAUUGCGAGGAAGUUCGUGAGCACAUGGAAGCCGAGAAAGGACAGGUGGAGGCAGCGGAUCGCCAAAGAGCCAAAGCACAUCUUGCGACACAGCAGGUUGAAAAGCAGAUGGCUGCAGUGAAGGCAAAGUUUGAGCGCCUCCAUCCUGAGCGCGUCACCAUCAAGAGCAGACUUUCCUUUCUGGAGCAGAGGCUGGAGGAACUCUCUCAUUCUGCAGAACAAGACGGACAGAGGCGCAACAAGCUCCAAGAACAGCUCGCAGCUAUCAGGGGAGAAGAAGCACGGCUGGAGUCUCAGCAAGAGACCUUGAAGAAAGGCUUGGCAGAUCGCGCCGUCACUUUCACACCCGACCAGCUUCAGGAGUUUGAACGCGUCAAGCAAGAAACCGAGAAGAUCACCGCGGCAAGUGGAGAUGCUUUGCGCCAGCUGGACCAUCAGAUCAAGGUUGUCCGUCAAGAACGAAUUCAAGCUGAAGGUGAUGUGCGAGAUGCCACUGCACGCCAGAGUCACCUCCGAAAGCGUUUGCAAGAGCUCAGUGAGGCAGAGAGUGGCGCCGGUGCCGCAGUGAAGCGUGGUGCAGCAUUGAAGGACAAGCGUUCGGAACAACUCGUCCAGAUGCGUAGUUCGGUACAGAGCCGUGGAGAGGAAAAGCAACAACUGCAGCAAGAACGACAACAGCUUCUCGAUGUGCUCCAAGAGUUCACAGCCACAGAACAGCAAUUGGAACGAGAACGUGAAGUUGCACAGACUUGCGCAAGCUUGGCAGAGGCUUGCCCUGGUGUCUACGGCCGAGUAGUAGACCUCUGCAAGCCUUCUCAGAAGCGCUUGCAUGUGGGAGUGAAUGUGGCUUUGGCCAAGUUUCUUGAUGCGAUUAUCGUCGAAUCCAGUGAAGCUGCUCGAGCAUGCGUGCGUUACCUCAAAGAGAGGAUGCUGCCUCCGAUGACUUUCCUACCAAUGGCAGACCUGCGAGUUUCAGCCCUUGAUCCACGAUUGCAGAAUCUUAUUCAGAGUCAGCGAGGACUUCGCUCUGGACUCAACUGUGUGUCCUAUGAUGAGAAAUACGCAAAAGCUUUCAAUUUUCUUCUCGGAGAUGUCGUGGUUGCUGACACCAUGGCUGAUGGCCGACGGUUGGCAUUUGAAGAGUCUCGCAAGCUAGGUGUCACCUGCAAGGUGGUGACAAUUGUGGGAGAAGCCAUUGCAAAGAACGGCAAUCUCUCUGUGAACUCUGAAGCCACUCAAGCUGGUGCAACGCGAUUCGACUUGUCUGAGUUGGAGGCAACCAAAGCCCGUAUGGAUGGGAUUGAUCGACGACUUCACGAGAUUCAUUCCCUUGACUCUGCGGGCGGAGCAGACAUGGCGGCUCUGGAGUUGGACAUGCGACGCAUCGAAGGGAGGGCACAGGAAAAUGCAUUGCAACUGCAGCAGUGUCAAGAGGAGCUUCGCCAGAAAGCUUCAGAGCUUGAAACUGUUGAUGCCACCCUUGCAAGUGUGCAACCUGAAGCGCAACGUUUGGCUGUGGAAGAGGCCCGUCUUCGGGAGGAGCAACGGACAUUGGAGGCGAGAGUCAGCGAAGCUGUGGCCGGCCACUUCGCACACUUGAGCGCUGCAAUGGGAGUUGAAGACGUCAGGAAGAUGGAACGUGAGUUUCGUCGAGAGAAAGAAGCUGUAGAGCAGCAAACCAAUGAGUUGAACAAGCGACUUCGCAACCUCAAGGCUGAAAUCCAAAUGCUGGAGCAGACCCUGGAAGAACAGAGAACCAAAGACCCAAAACAGCUGGAAGCAAAGUUUUCCAAGGAGGUACAAGAGCUCCAGAUCAAGGAGAGGGAUUUGGCAAAACAAGCAGAAUCUCUCAACAACAAGGUCACAGACUUUGAGCAGCAACUGGUGAAGAGCCACGAAGCCGAACGUGAAAACGACAAGGUCUUGUCAACCUUGCGACAGCAAGGGAAAGAGACGCGCCAGCAGCUCAUGGCAGCCGAGAAGAAGGUCAGCGAUUUGGGAUCAGAACAGCAGGCGCUGCUGAGCAGCCAAUCCAGUAUUCUUCGACAAAGCUUUUUGGAGGGAAUCGAGGUGCCUCUGCUGCGUGGCGGGCAUGAAGCACUCAGAGAAAUGGCAGAGGAAAGCCAGUCAGCUUCUGCACCUACGCAGAGAUCUCCAGCUGACACCAGCGAAAUUUUGGUGGACUUUUCCCUGUUGCCCGAGGAGAAGCAGGCAGCUUCCCAUGGGGCUGCAGCACAGAUGCUAGAGGCAGAGUACAAGAGCGAAUUGGAACGGCUUCGAGUCGAGCUGGAACGUCUUAGUCCCAACCUCAAAGCCGUAGACCAGCUGCAGGGUGUCGCAGAAAAUGUUCAGGCUGCUUCUCAUGAAGCAGACGCUGCUCGCAAAAGCAUCGAGGAGAUUGACGGCAAGUUUGAAGCUGUGCGAAAGGCACGCAAGGAGAAGUUCAUGGAGUGCUUUCAGAAGGUCUCCGACGCCAUUGGGCCUGUCUACCGACGCCUUACAGCACAGGGUGGAGAUGGUGGUUCUGCCUACCUGGACCUGGAGGACGCUGAAAAUCCCUUCAACGGAGGUGUCAAGUUCACCGCGAUGCCUCCGGCCAAGCGCUUUCGCGACAUGCACCUCCUCUCUGGCGGCGAGAAAACGCUGGCGGCUAUGGCUUUGCUUUUUGCAGUGCAAGCUUUUCAGCAGCCGCCAUUCAUGGUGUUGGAUGAGGUAGAUGCAGCCCUGGAUGCCAACAAUGUCCGAGCUCUAUCGAGGUAUGUGGAGCAGGCUGACUGCCAGACCAUCGUGAUUUCCUUGAAGGAUCGUUUCUUCAUUCGGGCAGAAGCGUUGGUUGGAGUGUGGAAGAACAAACCACAGGAGACCUCUGCUAUUCUGACAUUGGAUUUGACUAGAUACAUUGCGUCAGCCUGAAUGGAGAACUGAUCUUUUUCCCUGAAUCGAAUUCCAGGUGCUGCUAUGUUGGCGGACUGCAGAAGCAAUGG